AUGGCGCUCUACUGGCUCGCCGACCCAUCAUUGCCGGGGCAAGAGAGCCCCAAGGGGCUGGCCCGGCAGAAGCGGACGCGCUCGGACCGGGAGGGGUCCCCGAAGGCACCCCAUGGCCGCCUCCUUUCUCUCCGGGGCCCCCCAUCACUCUCCCCCAAAGAGGCAGGUGGCCCCUUUGCGAUUCCCAGGCGUGUUUGUUCCCUCCCAGGCGUGUUUGGUGGCCAAAGAAAGCCCGCCUCGGCUGUUUCUCUGCUGUCUCCUCAGUGUGGUGAAGGGAAAAGACCAGCCAUGCAGCCAGCUCAGGGCCGGGUGUCCUACAAAGAGGUGGCUGUGCAUUUCUCCAAGGGGGAGUGGAGCCUGCUGAGCCCAGCGCAGAGAGCCCUGUACAAGGAGGUCAUGCUGGAGAAUUUUGGGACCGUGGCCUCUCUGGGGCCUGAGGUUGCCAAACCUGACCUCAUUUCCAGGCUGGAAGGAGAAGAAGAUCCGUUUCUCCUAAUGUCUGAUGCAGAAGAGGGAUUGGCAGGAGGCAUGUGGAGGUCACCGAAUGAAACAUCUGAGCAUCCAGUGAUGGAUAAAGGGGAUACCUAUUCAGAUCUGAAAGGGGCUAAAUAUUCUGAUACCCUGAGGAAGGAGGAGAGAAAACGUUCAUCUAAAGGAAGGAGUGAUUCCGGUCUUUUACAAGGUGAAUACGCUCAUGAAAUCCCACUACUUGAAAAAAAGUACAUAGAAGGCAAUAGAAAUGAGGGCAGUGCAAGUGGGAAUUCUUUUUCUGAAAAAUCAAACAUUAGCAUGGAUUGGAAAAGCCAUAACACAAAGAAAAAAUAUAAAUGCCUGGAGUGUGGGAAAAGCUUCCAAAAGAGUGGAAAACUUAAUUCUCAUCAAAGAAUUCACACAGGCGAAAAACCUUAUAAAUGCCAGGACUGCGGGAAAAGCUUCAGUCAGAGUGAAAGCCUUAAUUCCCAUCAAAGAAUUCACACAGGGGCAAAACCUUAUAAAUGCCAGGAUUGCGGAAAAAGCUUCAGACACAGAGGACACAUUAAUUCCCAUCGAAGAAUGCACACAGGGGAAAAACCUUAUCAAUGCCAAGACUGCAGGAAAAGCUUCAGUCGCAGCGAAAACUUUAAUACCCAUCGAAGAAUGCACACAGGGGAAAAACCUUAUAAAUGCCAGGACUGCGGGAAAAGCUUCAAUCAGAGUGGAGGCCUUAAUUCCCAUCGAAGAAUGCACUCAGGUGAAAAACCUUAUAAAUGCCUGGAGUGUGGGAAAGGUUUCCGAAGAAGUGGACAGCUUAAUUCACAUGGAAGAAUGCACACAGGGGAAAAACCGUAUAAAUGCCAGGACUGCAUAAAAAGCUUCAGUGGAAACCUUAAUUCCCAUGGAAGAAUGCACACAGGCGAAAAACCUUGUAAGUGCCUGGAGUGUGGGAAAAGUUUUUGAACAAGUGGAGAACUUG
Eublepharis macularius is the source of this 1453-nucleotide messenger RNA. Its product is annotated as zinc finger protein 679-like. Bases 1 to 1437 code for a protein of 478 amino acids. Lineage: Eukaryota; Metazoa; Chordata; Lepidosauria; Squamata; Eublepharidae. Gene Ontology annotation, molecular function: DNA-binding transcription repressor activity, RNA polymerase II-specific. Gene Ontology annotation, biological process: negative regulation of transcription by RNA polymerase II. The record is from RefSeq and is a predicted model, not a curated record. The transcript is spliced from 6 exons.